GUUGACGGAAGUAGACGUGGAGUUUUGGGAUUGUGCAGCGGCUCGGCUGGAAACGUUGACAUUUCUCUCAAGUUUAGCCGCUUCCCGGUUUCUAAAUUAUUUUUAAUAUGUUUUAUCGCUAUGGUCUAGAAACUGUUUCACGUUAUUAAGCAAAUGGACGUUUAUUUGUGUUUAAAAAGAGAAUGAUAGGGGUGUAACACUAUAGGGUUGAGGAGUUAGCUAGCUCGCUAAAUUAGCUCGAGCUGUCAUUCAUUGGUCAGAUGUGUGGCGUGUCGCGCGCUUAGAAGUUGCAAAACAACAUGAAAGAAGCGUCGCGUGAACAAGCACGAGCUGCAGUAGUCGGAUAACAAAGACAAGCAUGACUAUUUGUGAGUCUGGGUUUGUGCAUUGAUAGACAAAGUCAAUUAUAUCGUCGGAAAAGUUGACAGGGAAGCGUUCACACCUGUCCAUCCGUCACAGCUUCAUUACUGUAAAUAGGAGUUUUUCCAAAAAUGUCUCCAGUCCCUUUGCUUCCCCUCAUCAUCAACUGCUGCAUGUCUGUUCUGGGAUGUUUUGCAACAAUCAAGCUCAUUCCAGCCUUCAAGGAACAUUUCAUAUCUGCCAGACUCUAUGGCAGGGAUUUGAACAAAACAACAAAAAAUGAAGUCCCCGAAUCUCAAGGUGUGAUCAGCGGCACGGUUUUCCUCAUCAUCCUUUUCCUCUUCAUCCCUGUGCCUUUCCUCAGCUGCUUCGUAGGAGAGCAGUGUCAGCGUUUUCCUCAUAAUGAGUUUGUCGAGCUGAUCGGUGCGCUGUUAGCCAUCUGCUGCAUGAUCUUCCUCGGCUUUGCUGACGACGUGCUCAACCUGCGAUGGAGACACAAACUGCUGCUGCCCACUAUGGCCUCGCUGCCUCUCCUCAUGGUCUACUUCACCAACUUCGGCAACACUGUCAUAGUUGUUCCCAAACCGUUCCGAGCCCUGUUGGGGAUGCACCUCGACCUGGGUAUCCUGUAUUAUGUAUAUAUGGGAAUGCUGGCUGUGUUCUGCACAAAUGCCAUCAACAUUCUGGCUGGGAUUAAUGGCAUCGAGUCCGGACAGGCUCUCUUCAUCUCCGCCUCCAUCAUCAUCUUCAAUGUACUGGAGCUAAAUGGAGACUACAGAGAUGACCAUGUUUUCUCUUUGUACUUCAUGAUCCCGUUCUUUUUCACCACGCUGGCUCUCUUCUACCAUAACUGGUACCCAUCGUCUGUUUUUGUAGGCGACACGUUCUGUUACUUUGCUGGCAUGACCUUCGCCGUGGUCGGGAUCCUCGGCCAUUUCAGCAAAACCAUGCUGCUCUUCUUUAUCCCUCAAGUCAUAAACUUUAUAUACUCCUUGCCGCAGCUCUUCCAUAUAGUUCCAUGUCCUAGACAUCGCUUGCCCAGAUUACAGCCAGACACUGGAAAGCUUGGGAUGAGCUACUCGAAGUUUAAAAAGAAGGACCUUGGCCAAUUAGGACAGCUCAUAGUGAAGGUGGCAGAAACAUUACGGCUGCUGGAUGUGUGCAGGGGUCAGGAGGGAGAUGAUGAGUUUAUGGAGUGCAAUAACAUGACGCUAAUAAAUCUAGUGCUCAAGAUACUUGGGCCCAUACACGAGAGAAACCUCACAGCCAUUAUGCUGUUAAUACAGGUCUUUGGGAGCGUGAUUGCUUUUGGUAUUCGGUAUCAUUUGGUUCGACUCUUCUAUGAUGUCUAGCAGCAAGCCAGGAGAAUGCAUGAGAGCAAGAAGACGUUUCCACUUCCUUCCUUUAAAACAAACAAACAAACAAAUGAACCUACUUCUAUUUACCACUUACACAGGGAUAUGCUUACAGCAUUGUUCCAUGUAACUACUGUGUUUCCUAUAGUCCUAAGUUCCUAAAGUCCUACUACAGUCUGGUUGUCAGGGAAAGGACUCAGUAAGAAUGUACUCGAAGGAACAAGGAGUGUUGAGUUUAAGGCACUGAAGCAAAUUUAUAUUUGUGCAAUCAUUUGUUUAGCUUAACAGGAAGAAGAUAACAAUUUCAUUAUUAUUUUUAUUUUUUUAUUUUUUUCAUUCUGAUCGUCCAACCAAAUUCAUUGUACUUCUGUAAAAAUUGGCCUUGAAAGGAAGUAGAAGUGAUACUAAAUAUCAGUAAACACCCACAACCGAGUCGAUAUAUUAUGGUGUAGUUUGGAAUUUGAGUUCUUUGGGUUUUAUUCUGCAUGCUUCUGUGUAGUAAAGGAAAUGCAGAGCAGCAGAAAGCUAAGUAUGGUUUGGUGGUUAAAAGGUUAUUCACUCUUUCUGGUGUAAAAUACGGUGAAUCCGGAGGUAUUUUAUAGGCAUUAUUCUAUGCAUAGCUCUAGUUUUCUUUAUCUGAAAAACACUGAACCUUUGAUGGACAUGUAUAAGUUGGAUACAAGCUGGUGUGUGUCAGAAACCUAUUAGAGAGUUUGAUUUAAAAUUAAAG
Messenger RNA from Hemibagrus wyckioides, 2445 nucleotides. It is a transcript of the gene dpagt1, whose product is annotated as dolichyl-phosphate (UDP-N-acetylglucosamine) N-acetylglucosaminephosphotransferase 1 (GlcNAc-1-P transferase). NCBI's taxonomy places the organism in Eukaryota, Metazoa, Chordata, Actinopteri, Siluriformes, Bagridae. Gene Ontology annotation, molecular function: UDP-N-acetylglucosamine-dolichyl-phosphate N-acetylglucosaminephosphotransferase activity. The transcript has 9 exons. Gene Ontology annotation, biological process: dolichol-linked oligosaccharide biosynthetic process; protein N-linked glycosylation. The record is from RefSeq and is a predicted model, not a curated record. The coding region runs from base 492 to 1712 and encodes 406 amino acids. Gene Ontology annotation, cellular component: membrane.